This is a messenger RNA of Eimeria maxima, 607 nucleotides long. RefSeq lists its product as hypothetical. The record is from RefSeq and is a predicted model, not a curated record. Gene Ontology annotation, molecular function: protein binding. NCBI's taxonomy places the organism in Eukaryota, Apicomplexa, Conoidasida, Eucoccidiorida, Eimeriidae. The annotation marks the transcript as partial. The transcript has 3 exons.
AUGGAUUCUUCCGCCUUCCAGCUGGCCUUUCAAGGCCGCGCACAUUCUGCUGCUGUGCGCUGUUGCUGCCUGCUGCCUAAUGGUCUGCUGCUGACGGGGUCGUUAGACUCAACAGUUGUUGUGUGGCGGCAGCAGAAGGAGGAGCAACAGCAGCAGCCUGCUGCUCCUUCAACUUCUUGCGGUGGAACCGUUGGCAACGACGGCAGCAGCAGCGGCAACGGCAGCAGGAUUGGCAACGGUGGUUCUUUGGGGUGUAUGUACAGCCCGGAGAAAGUGCUGCAGCACCAUAAGGACUUUGUUCUGUGUGUCUCUCCUUCCUCUCUUCCCGGGCAAUUCUUCUCUGGCAGCAAAGAUCAAACCCUCUGCAGGGGACACAAGAGCGCGGUCUGUUCGGUGGCGGAGCGGAAGGAUGUUUUGGCAUCAGGCGAUUGGGCUGGAGAGGCGAGGGUUUGGCAUAGAGACGAGGGAGUGUUGUUGCAUGUCUUGAAGCAGCAUCAUGCAUUUGCAGUUUGCUUGUGUUGGCUGGGAGAGGAGCUGGUGACUGGUUCACAAGCUAAAACUAUUUGCUUUUGGACUCAGAAGGGGGAGUUGAGAAACUGCGUUGAAG